Messenger RNA from Rubroshorea leprosula, 6053 nucleotides. Lineage: Eukaryota; Viridiplantae; Streptophyta; Magnoliopsida; Malvales; Dipterocarpaceae. The record is from the annotation of a GenBank genome assembly.
CCGAUACUCAGCUUCUUCCCUCAGCUCCUCCGUCCUCCUCCGAUCUGAAAAUACUCCCACUCUAAUCUAUAGCCAUCGCCACCGUGUGUCUAUCUCUUCCUACGCCGUCUCUUUCCCUCUAUUUCCGUUUUUCACUUUGCGAUCUAACAAAGUCCGUGAGGUUUUCGAUCUCUCUAUCUAUUUAAUUUCACACCUUUACCUGAUUUUCUCGCUAGGGUUUCUCAAAAACGACUUCAUACUUUUCUCGUAGGAGUCAAGUCAUUGUUCACUGUUUAAAUUCAUUUUUGGUUCUAUAUAUGAAUGAUUUCUAGGUUUUGUUUGUUUGCCUGGACACAAUCCUAGGAAAACAAUCCAAAAGUGGUCUCAAAUGUUUUUUUGGGUUUACAGUCUGUUUGUUGCGAUUAUGUGUGGCGAGAUUUUGGCUACAAUUUUGUUAAACCUGUGUUUUGGAUAAUUUGUUUUGAGUUGAAUUGUGUAUUGCUACGUUGCAGACCCCGUACUGCUCUUUUUUGGUGUUAGCUUGCACAUAUUUGUUUCUGCAUAGUUGUUAUUUCGGUUUUUUUGGUAUUGUUAGGUUAAUUUGAAGAUUUUAUCAUUCAAACAUUUCAUGUCUGAAUUGGUUCAAUGAGAGUAGAAAAUGCCCAUUUUUCAUGAGCCAUAAAUUCUAUGCACAAUUAAUCUGUGUAAUAUAUAUGGGACUGGAUUUAUUCUGCAGGAGAUUGGAUUUGGCACAACUUCAUAGAAACCUUUUUUUGAUUUGUGUUUGUCUGUUGCAAUAUAUGUGGUUGAUUCAAUCUACUUGUCCUUUUCUUUUCAGGCUGUUCUCAGUUUGUUUGGAUGACAUUGCCAAAAAAUUUGAAUUAUGACGUCAAGUAUGCUAUCUGGAGAGAGGAGAUGGGCUUCUGCAAGAAGAAGUGGCAUGACUGUUUUGGGGAAAGUUGCUGUUCCAAAGCCAAUUAACUUACCCAGCCAAAGGUUAGAAAAUCAUGGCCUGGACCCUAAUGUUGAAAUUGUUCCCAAGGGCACACUUAGCUGGGGCAGUAAGUCAUCUUCUUCGUCAAAUGCUUGGGGAUCAUCAACUCCGUCUCCAAACACUGAUGGUGGUGGUGGUUCACCUAGCCAUCUGAGUGCCCGUCCUUCAUCUGGUGGCAGUGGCACACGGCCAUCAACUGCAGGUAGUGACAGAGCCCAAGAACCUGCUAAUGCAUGGUGUUCAAAUUCUAGGCCGUCAUCAGCCUCUGGGGCAAUUACUUCCAAUCAGACAUCAUUUGCAUCUUUGCGUCCUCGUAGUGCAGAAACAAGGCCUGGUAGCUCUCACUUAUCCCGGUUUGCUGAACCUGUGUCUGAGAGUUCAGGGGCCUGGAGUGCAGCUGGGACAGCAGAAAAAUUGUUAACUCUGACUGCAGAUCGUGGUUCUCAUGGCCUGCCAGGCUCAUCCUCUAGUGAAGUAGCGGCAAUGAAAGAGAGGAUCGACGCCCCUUUUGUUGGUGAUGUUUCUGUAUGUGAAAAUGUAAGGGGUGGAACUUCAAGUUCUUGGAGAAGGGAUAAUCCCCCAUAUCCUGAAGAUGGAGUUCAUCCCAGUGUGGAGAAGUGGCAUGCAGAUCCUCAAGGGCCCCACCCAUUCCCAAAUGCUGGUAUUCACCCCCAGCAUUAUGAUGCUUGGCAUGGUCCUUCAAUCAAUAAUCACCCAGGUGGUGUUUGGUAUAGAGGGCCAACAGGAGGUCGACCAUAUGGAUCCCCAGUUCCUUCUGGACCUGGUUGCUUUCCUUUGGAACCAUUUCCUUAUUAUCGACCUCAGAUUUCAGGUACUGCUCUUGCUAAUCCACAGCCUGUUCCUCCUCCAGGCGCUGGUCCAAGAGGUCACCACCCAAAAAAUGGAGAUAUGUACAGGCCCCCAAUGCCUGAUGCUUAUGUUCGCCCAGCCAUGCCAAUUAGGCCUGGCUUUUACCCCCAUCAUGUAGCCUAUGAUGGCUACUUCGGCCCACCCAUGGGCUACUGUAACCCCAGUGAACGAGAUAUACAGUUUAUGGGAAUGGCAGCUGGUCCUGCUCCUUAUAACAGGUACCCUGGUCCAAAUGCUCCCAAUAUCAGUAACGCCCAUGCCAGAGGCAGUGGAUAUGGUCAUUCAGGAAAAGCUGUGGCCUCAGAACAUGUGGAAUCUGACCAUUCUCAUGAUACAAAACAACCGUACAAGGUUCUUUUGAAGCAGCGUGAUGGUUGGGAUGGCAAAGAUGAGCGGAAAUCGGAGUAUAAUAUACCAACUAGUGUAGAGAAAGAUAGCCAACAGAAAGCAUCAUCUUGGGAAAAUGACUGGAAAGCAGAACACAGAGACAAAGAGCUGAAUUUAAGGGGGACGGUUUGUGAAGAAGCUCCUGUUGACCAAUGCAGUGAUGGUUCUGUGUCAAUGAAAGUCAAGUCACCUGAAACUGCAGAAAAUGCUAAAACAUAUGUAAACUUUUCAGCAGAGGGAAUGGAACAUCCAGCUUCUUCUUCAGAAGUCUCAGCUGCCUCAAAAGAUUCUAGUCUGAUUAAGAAAAUAGAGGGUUUAAAUGCAAAGGCUCGAGUUUCAGAUGGGCGAUAUGAUGCUACUUAUGUUUCUAAUAAGGAGGAGCAGAAAAGUAAAUCACAUGUCAAUGUGAAGCCUAUUCAUUCUUUAAAUGAAGGUGUAACUGGUUCUGGUGCUGUAUAUCCUGAUAGAAUGCAUGGUCCGGCAAUCAGUAACUCUGCCUCUAAUGAAAUUGGUACUUAUGUAGUAGACAGGAGCCUUGAUUCAACCGCUGCCAGUGGAGCAGUCAUUCCCAGGAGAUCUAGUCAUGGUGUGCAUUGUAGAACUGAUCAUCGUGACAGAGGAAGAUUCAAUUCUCAAGAGGUUGAUGGAUGGCAGAAGAAACCUACUGCUGGUUUGCAAAAUUCUAAAUUAAAUGUGCAAGAUCACUUAUCUGGGGCUGCAGAGAAGUCUGGAUACCCUCAAGCAAGGGAUGAGGGAGAACCUGUGCAAACUAUACAUGACCCAAGUGCUAACCAGGUGCAGCGUGCUAUGAGGGUGGAGGUAGCCAAACAACGUGCCAAACAACUACAGAAGGAGGAGGAAGAGCGGGAAAGAGACCAGAAGGCUAAGGCACUAGCAAAAUUGGAAGAGUUGAACAGGCGUACCCAAGCUGUGGAAAGUUCAGCACAGAGGUUAGGAGCUGAUACAUGCAGUGCUAUCCAGAAUAAGCAAGAAGGAAGUGCACCUCCUAGCAAGUUUGAAACAUCAGGUUUGGCUGUGGUUUCUAACCCAAAUGUAAUUUUGGAUGUUGGUGAAGGCAUCACUCAAGUUGAGAAGUCAACUGUUUUAUCCAAUGAGCUGCCUCCAGAGUCAACAAAGGGUGCAAAGGGGGAUUCCACUGAAGAACAUGCUCAACCUCUGACCUUACCAGAGGGUGCUAAUAAUGCUGAUCCUCCUUGCAAUAAUGCACCAGAGGUAACCAAUGGCAGUGCUCCUAAGCAGAAGCGUCUGAGCUGUAGACAAAAACAUAACAUUCCAUUGCAGAAGAGUUCCACUGAUAUAUCUGUCUCUGCCAAUACAAGUGAGGCACCAAAGGGUCAACCUGAUACAGCAGUUGAUGUUGCUUCGUCUACUGAAGUUGUUGCCAAUGAAAUUGCCUCAAACACCAUCUUGAAUUCUGCCCAAAAUAUCACGACUGAGUCCUCAAUGCAACAGAGAAGAAAGAGUGGCAAAUACAGCAGGAACAAGCACAAGGUGGAAGAGGCUUCAUCUAUGGCUGCAUUACCAUCUGGCAUGUCAGAAGAAACAAAUAUUAUAAACAAUUCAGUGGAAGGCAAAGCCAAAUCUUCUGAUUCUGAAUUGGUUUUUAACUCAGUUCAGUCUCUAAGUGAAUCUAAAGAAGCAAAUCAAUCCUUGGAGCGGAAAUCAUCUUCACCUAAUGAAGAAUUCCAUGGGAAGGUAAAUAACCAGUGGAAAACUCAGCAUUCUCGCAGGGCGGCUCGAAAUCCACAGCCUCAUUGGGCACCUGUGCGAUCACAUAACAGAAAUGAGGCCACAGAAGAAGUGAACCAGAAAAUGGAUGUUGAUGUUGGUUCUUCAUCCGUGAAGAGUGAUCCUCAAUUGCAGAAUAAUCCAAAAAACAAGAGAGCAGAGAUAGAAAGGUAUAUACCAAAGCCAGCUGCCAAAGAAAUGGCUCAGCAAGGAAUUAUUCAGCAGCACGUGGCUCCUCUAGACAAUCAAACUAGAGUUGAUGAGACUGUUUGGAGAACUGAUUCUGCUCAAGGGGCAGCAACUACCACAGAGUUGAGGAGUGGUGAUGGUAGACAGUACAGGCAAGGAAAGGGGCAUGGGCCUUGGCGCCAACGUGCCUCAGCUGAAUCAUCGAUGCAUCAUAUGCAAGAUGGACAGCCUUCCAACCCAAAUAAUAACGCUCAUAAAUCAACAUUGUACCAGCAAAACCAGAAGAUUGAUGCAAACUUAGUAAAAGAGCAGCCCAACUAUGAUGAAUGGAACUCUGAUGAUGGCUGGAACAUUCCUGACCCCCCUGAUUCUUCUAUACCAUUGUCAGUGUCUGUUGCAAGAGACCAGGGAGUGGCAGCCCGAGGAAAGCGGCAUGUGACGAAAGGACACAGAGGUAUCAGAAAGAGUCAUGAGUCUGAUCACAAGAAAUUAACCAUCAGUGAAGCUGAACCCAACACACUCUCCCCACUCGCUGAUACAAGCCAAACAGACUUCCCUGCUACUUCAAAAGAAAAUCGUGCUGGGGAUCGAACAUUGUCUUGGCAACCCAAAUCUUCAACCCCUAAUCAAGGGGGAAACAGGCCUGAUGGUAGUCAAAAUGUUGGGGCUGAAAAUGGUAAGGGCAACAGAAAAGAUUCUAACUCCCAGGGUAGGGUGCAUCUUCCACCUCAUCGACCACACAAGCAAACCAGUGAAGGUAUGGCACAGCCACAGCCUUUCAGUGAUCUAUCUGUCCCUGAGAAAGGCAAUGUUGAAGGAACCGUAGAAAUGGGGCAUCAAGAUACCAAGAGAGAAAGGAGUGUAGGAUCAACGAAAGGACGCCCUUGCUCGCCAAAUCAUGAUGCUGGUAUUCUAACUGAGCCUCCUCCAUCAAAUGUGGAAACUCAACUUGAGCAACACAUGCUAGGGUUACAUAAGAAUGGAAACCAAAAUAACCAAUUCAGUACAGAGCAAGAAUCUCAUGGAGAUUGGAGCUCGUCUGGUCAAAAACAUAACCUACCUGCAAACCGCGAUAGGUUGAGGCACAAUUCACGUUAUGAAUACCAGCCAGUUGGGCCACAAAAUAAUAACAGAGCAAAGAAUCCUGAAGGACCAAAAGAUGGUUCUCAUAAUACAGGUGGAAGGUUCAGGGAGAGGGGUCAUGGUCAUUCACGGCGUGGUGGGGGCAACUUCCAUGGACGAAGGAGUGGCAAUGAUAGAGUAGAUGGUGGUAAUGAUUGAUCAUGGAGGAGACUCAAAUAUGGGUGGAUGACAGAGGGACACCAUUAGACAGAAGAUGGUGUGUUGUGGUUUUAUUAGUGGAAAAGAAGCUCAAGGUGUUCUGCAAAGAAAAAAAAAAAAAAAACAAAAAAGAAGCUCAAGGUGGUUUUCCCAUUGCUGGAUCACACUACUUGAUGGAUUGUAGAGUUACUAGAUCCAUCACAGGGCUAGGAGAAAAGCAGAGAAGGUGCGUGGGCAAAAUGAUAUUGUCAGUUUAUCAGAGGCACUGAAAUGUGGUUUAUCUCAUUUUGUAUUUUUCUUUUUUUUUUUUUAAGGAAGUGUAAUUUGGUCUCAGCUGUUCUGCUGUGGAACCUUUUUGCAUAUUUCUUUGUGCCUUUGUUCUGGGAAUCAAGUGGUGAAGGUGUUUCGCAGUUCUCCAUUUCACUUUGGCAUCCCUGUCUGUAUUGUGGCCUCCGGUUUCCAUCGGUCUUGGCAUUUGCAUGAACUUUUGGGCUCAUUUCUUUUUGUGCGAGAGAAAUUGAGUGUGCUUAGCUAUCAUAAAUUCAUAAGAACUAUGGAGGGUGGAUCUUGACCUGGCUAUUGAGAAUUAAGAUUGUAUAGCUAU